Molecule: messenger RNA, 13415 nt
Organism: Anolis sagrei ordinatus
Lineage: Eukaryota; Metazoa; Chordata; Lepidosauria; Squamata; Anolidae
Gene: ZDHHC8
Product: zinc finger DHHC-type palmitoyltransferase 8
Biological process (GO): protein palmitoylation
Cellular component (GO): Golgi apparatus
Molecular function (GO): palmitoyltransferase activity
Source: RefSeq, a predicted model, not a curated record
GGCCCCGAGUGGGUGGGAUUUCCUGCGCGGAGAGGUCAGCUGUUCUCCCUCCCUGCCUGCCUGCCUGCCUCUCUUCUCUCCCUCCCCCCGCUCUCUGCCUCCUUCCCUCUCUUCUCCUCCUUCUCCUUCUCCUUCUCCUCAUCCUCCUCCUCCUCCUCCUCCUCCUCCUCUCCCCCUUGCCCCCCAUAUUCCCCUAUCUUCUCUGCCUCGCGUGGGGCCCACCCUCUGCCUCCUGGCGCUCGCCUCCUAGGGAUGUGGGAGCUACAGGAUGCCCGGCAGCAUCGCGAAGGGCUGGAAACCCACCAAGUACAUCCCGGUCUCCACGGCGGCCGCCUUGCUCGUGGGCUCCACCACCCUCUUCUUCGUCUUCACGUGUCCCUGGUUGACAAGAGCCGUCUCCCCAGCUAUUCCCCUGUACAAUGGGAUUGUGUUCCUGUUUGUGCUUGCAAACUUCAGCAUGGCAACAUUCAUGGACCCUGGAGUUUUUCCACGAGCAGAUGAAGACGAGGAUAAAGAUGAUGAUUUCCGAGCUCCACUCUACAAGAAUGUGGAAAUUAAAGGAAUCCAAGUACGGAUGAAAUGGUGCGCCACCUGCCAUUUCUACCGGCCUCCGCGCUGCUCCCACUGCAGUGUCUGCGACAACUGCGUCGAGGAUUUUGACCAUCAUUGCCCGUGGGUGAAUAACUGCAUAGGACGGAGAAACUACCGGUAUUUCUUCCUUUUCUUGGUAUCCCUGAGUGCCCACAUGGUUGGGGUGUUUACCUUUGGGCUCAUCUUCAUUUUGCACCAUGCCGAAAAGCUGGGAGCCGUGCAUACUGCCAUCACCAUGGCAGUCAUGUGUGUGGCUGGGUUAUUCUUCAUCCCCGUCAUUGGUCUCACAGGUUUUCAUAUUGUUUUAGUAGCCAGAGGACGCACCACCAAUGAACAGGUGACUGGGAAGUUCCGUGGGGGAGUAAAUCCUUUCACGCGAGGAUGCUGUGGCAAUGUAGAACACGUUCUCUGCAGCCCUUUGGCACCAAGGUACAUUGUUGAGCCAAAGAAGAAGCAGCCUGUAACGGUUAAGCCACCUUUCCUGAGACCAGAUACAGCAGAGCGACAGGUCACAGUGAAGAUCAGCGACAAUGGUAUCCAAGCUAAUCUCAAUCGAAGUAAGUCUAAAGUUAGCCUGGAAGGGCUGGAAGAGAAAGCCAUGGAUAUCCAACCUCCUCUCCCACCCAAAGGAGAUUCUAGCAAAUACAGUGAGCUGGGCAGCAGUGAAGAGAGUGGCCUUUCCCCCAAAGUCAUCAGCCCUCCCACACCAGCGAUGUAUAAGUAUCGCCCAGGUUUCAGCAACAACCCAAAAGUCCACUACCAUGGAGCAGCUGAGCAAGUCCCACAGGAUCCCCUGACCUCUUUUUAUACUUUUUGGGAAUGUACCUCCCAGAAGCUGGUUGGUGGAUUCUGGGAGCUCCAGUCCGAUGAGAUCUCCAUCCAAGAAGGACACAAGCAAGGCUCUGUCAUAGAAGAGAAUGACAGUAGCUUGGAUUACCAGUCGGAACCCAGCCUUGAUAUUCCCACCUACCGGAAAAGUUCCCUUCACAAGACGUACCAGUCUUCUCCACUGCAGAUAGACUCCUUUGCUGUCAAUUCACGGUCUCUGAGCCUGAAAUCUGCCAGCAGGAGGGGAACAGACAAGAUGCCCCUCCACACCCUGAAGUCUGAAGGAACGGCUUCCACACCUUACAAAAGCAUCUUUUCCCCCCACUCUCUCUCAAACAGGAAUGGGAGCCUGUCCUAUGACAGCUUGCUCAACCCCAUGUCCCCUUCCGGGAGGAGGUGCGUGGCCCAUUCCGCCAUGGGCUCUGUGGGCUACCACUCGCCAUAUUUGUCUGCCAAAAUGUGCCACCUGCGGGGCAGAGAGCUUCAACGCCCUCCUCCACAGAGUUUCAGUCCUGUGCUGGGCAGCCCAGCCCCACAUCCACGGGACCCUUCCCCAGUCCGUUAUGACAACCUGUCAAAAACAAUUAUGGCAUCUAUUCAGGAGAGGAAAGAAAUUGAGGAGCGGGAGAAGCUCCUUCUCUCACACCCAGACUCUGUGUUUGCAGACUCGGGUGUAUAUGACACUCCAAGUUCUUAUAGCCUUCAGCAAGUGAGCAUGCUGUCGGAAGAUCCCCGUAGCAUCGCCAUGAGAUAUGGCUCAAGGGACAAUCUUAUGUCUGCCGCCAGCUUUAGCAUGAGGAACCCUGUCCUGCAGGCCUCUGUUUCUUCUCUCUCGAGUGCAAUGACCAGGGCAUCAAGGACUUCCACACCGUCCAUCCAAGCAGAUCUAGCCAAUAACAAUGUCCAGGCCCAUCAGGCACUGCAGGGCAGGAUGAGCAACGGCGCUUACAAAUCUCCCAGCCACCAAGUCCCAUCGUCCCCGAGUGGGAUGACUCGGUCACCUUCAUAUGGAGGCCCCAAAACUGUCUCGUUUGUUAAUACCAUGGAGAUAACGGAGGCACAGCCUAUGGGAACUCCAAGGGAAGACAUCCAGUUGAAGGCACCUCACAGUAAAAUUAAUGGACAGCCCAAAGGGAUUUCCCGAGUGGAAUGCCGGCUGGGCUCCACGUCGAGCUCCCAGGGUGCCCCCGUCAGUCCCGCUCGACACGCAAAUGUUAAGAAAGUGUCCGGAGUGGGUGGAACCACAUACGAAAUUUCAGUAUAAGAAAAUCCAUCGACUUAAGAGCCAUCCGCAAACCCAGCCGCCAAAGCUAGGUGCACUGUGAAGAUUCAGAGAAUAAGGCCAAUGAGAAGACAAGCUGAUGGCGUCCUUUCUAUAUUGUUUCAUGGUGGUUGGGACAUUCCCCCGCCCUACCCUUCGUCUUUUAAAGACUAACACUCUUGGAGUUUCUUUCUCUCUUUGUUUCUUUGGCCCAAACCAGCUGCAGCCUUAUUCUUCGAGGAAUCGACUUUGUACAGCUCUUUUGAGACUCUCUGGAACGGACAGAAGGGGACUGGCCACGCUGUCUGCUGAACCACGGCAUCACCAAUGUUUGGACAUCGAUUUAGAUUUUGUGAAAGAGAAUGGGAAAAGUCGCCGUGUGUUUGUCUCUGUCCGCCGAAGCCUGCCGUGUCGAUGUUGACGUGCUGUGGUCAAAAUGACAGCUUGUCCAGACUUUAAGCGUUUCCCCUUAAACCCUCGAGGUUUGGUGGCCAAUCAUAAUGAAGAUUUUUCUUUUUCCAGCCCAUCAUGAUAAAAGAUCAGAUCACUUGGAGGAAGUCCAUUACCCAGCCUUUUGUAGAUGCUGCCCACCCCCCUUUUCCAGAGCAGUGUCUGAUCCAUUUCAAAUGUGGAAGGAGAAUCCCAUACACACUCCUUUGUGCAUAGACAUCUCUUUCUUCUGUUGGAAUGAAUGGAGAAGUCCGCAUAUAUAGGAAGGUCAAAGAGUAUAGUAUGUGUCAAAGAGAAUGCCAAAUAAUCCCUCUUCAGAUAAAAGAAACCAGUGAGCCUUUGAAAUGUUGUCCGUUCUUUUAGAGAUCAUUCUACGGGCAAUGGAAGGAAAAGAGUCUGAUUUUGCAAUUGUUAUUCCUUGCCGUUUGUAUAAAAGUACGCACACAACAGGAGUUUGUCCUAUGCCGUGAGAGUUGUCACACAGUUAAGGAACGUCUGUUUCACCUUGGACUGAUUGAGAUGGUUUUUUAAAAGCCUACUGUGCUCAAAAAAGGGGGAGGCGACUCAAUAUUCAGAUGGUAUUAUUAUUAUUAUUAUUAUUAUUAUUAUUAUUACGAAUUACCCUCCUUCCUUCUCGUCUGCUAUUGGAGAUGGGCUGAAAAGUGGUGUAUCAUCUUGCACUGGCGCAAUGUGUAUAAUCGCAACGUAAAGUAUUCUGAUCUGUUGAAAUCUACAGUGUGUGUGUGUGUGCAAAUGUGCGUGAGUGUCAGAUUGUGUGCGUGAUUGCCAAGCGCAGGCUUGUAGGAGAUCUGUGUCGCUGCCUGCCUGACUUGCAGUGAGUUUUCUGUGAGCCCUCAAUAUUAUGAGACAGCUAUGUUCCAAUGCUUGUGUUCACUCUUUAUCUAAUUCGCUUUGUGAGAAUCUGAAGGCAAACAUCCCCAAGCAAGUGGUUUACAAAAUUUCUAAAAUGUAUAUUCUCCUAGACAUGGGGAGGUUUGGUUUUUCUCCCCUCUUGAUGGAUACAAAUGCGAAUGCUUUGGCAGAGCAGGUCAAGAAAAGUAAGAGAUAAAAGUAUAGCAUCUAGGCACUUGAUCCUUAACAUGAUUGCCUUAAAAAUGUCUUUGUACAUAUGAUCGACUUCUUUGUGUAAAUUGCCCUCCCAAUGCAAUUUGAAAAGUGACAUUUCAAGGUAUCCGAAUGCCUAGUGUUUAAUUUUGUCACAAUUUCAUUUUAGCCCAUAUCCAUUGCCGCAAGAUGUGAGCUGGUGUGUGUACGUGUGUGCUUUUUCAGAAAUGUUAUUGAGUGCUGGAGGCUGAUUUGGAUUGAAACUUCAGUGUUGGAGGCCACUUGAUUCUGCAGUUAAGAGCAGUCAUUCCUCAGGGGUUCCUAUUUACUCUCGGAAGGAAACAAACAUCGAACUGCGGGGUAAAUGUCAGCUGGAGGAGUCAAGUAAUCAGAUAAAUACAGGGUGAAAGUUGAACUUCUUCCCUUAGCAGAGAGGUUUAGUAAAGUUGCAUUCUAAUGUUCAGUGUGAUCCCCUUUCCAGCCCCUUGGAAUCCCCUAGGUCCCCCCUCGGGGGUUGAGAAGGGCGGGGUAGAAAUGCGUGAAAUAGGUACUCAGGCUUGCUUCCUCAUAUUUUGAUGGCUCUCCGGCUAUUGCAUUGCUUUCACCUCAUUUCAAAAGGUUGAAACACCUCUUCUAAGUCUCAGUUACUGGCUGUAAAAAAAUCAAAGCUAAAAUAUGUGGUUACUUUAGGUCCUGUCCGCUUACCUUUGAGAAUUUCUCUGCAAUUGAAUUUGCCUCUUGGAUUGUUUUCUACCCCUGGUUUCAACUCAUAUUGUUGGUCAUUGACCACAGCCAGCUUCCUGCACUCACAGACUCAUAAAUUUGUGGAGUUGGAAGAGAUCCCAGAGGCCAUCCAGUCCAACUCCUUUCUUCCAUGCAGAAAAGGCACAAUCAAAGCACUCCUGACAGAUAGCCAUCCAGCCUCUGUUCAAAAGCCUCCAAAGAAGGAGUCUCCACCAGACUCCAAGGCAGAGAUGUCUACUGUUGAACAGCUCUUCUUAUAGUCAGGAAGUUCUUCAUAAGGUACAGGCGGAAUCUCUUUCCCUGUCAUUUGAACCUAUGGCUCCAUUGAGUCCUAGUCUCCAAGGCAGCAGAAAGGAAGCCUGCUCCCUCCUCCUUAUGACUUCCUUUCAGAUAUUGAAACAUGGCUCUCAUGUCUCCUCUCACUCUUCUCUUCUGCAGCUAAACAGAUACUGUACUCUUCUGGUGCAGCCCAAAAACCUAUUGGCUUUUUGAGCUGCUGCCAUUUUACCAUUUUCUCUUAGGCAAUCCCUCGUAGCUCGAGGAUGAUUGUCUUCCAGAUGUGGUGUCUUGGAGGUGGGUCUGUAGGUAGCUGUGGAGCCCUAUUCUUGAUCCGCAUGUUCUCCCGCAGUGAGGACAUUGUUUUCCAGAUGGAAGGUGGUCCCAGUCAGGGUUGGCUUGACGUGCCUUCCUCGUGGCACGUUUCUCCCUUUUGUCCUCCAUUCGUGCCUCUUCAAAUUCUACAGCACUGCUGGUCACAGCUGACCUCCAGCUAGAGCUCCCAAGUGCCAGGGUUUCCCAGUUCUCGGUGUCUAUGCUACAGUUUUUAAGGUUGGCUUUGAGCCCAUCUUUAAAUCUCUUUUCCUGUCCUCCAACAUUCCGUUUUCCAUUCUUGAGUUCAGAGUAGAGCAACUACUAUGGGAGAUGGUGAUCGGGCAUUCAGACAACAUGGCCGGUCAGGCGGAGUUAAUGGCGGAGGACCAUCGCUUUAAUGCUGGUAGCCUUUGCUUCUUCCAGCAUGCUGACAUUUGUCCAUCUGUCUUCCCGAGAGAUUUACAGGAUUUUUUUGGAGGCAACGCUGAUAGAAUCAUUCUAGGAGUUGCAUGUGACGUCUGUAGAUAGUCCAUGUUUCGCAGGCAUAUGGUUUAUAAAGCUAUUGGGAGGUCAAUAGCUUUAUAAACAAGCACCUUGGUAUCCCUACGGAUGUCCCGGUCCUCAAACACUCUGUGCUUCAUUCGGAAAAAUGCUGCAGAGCUCAGGCGGUGUUAUAUUUAGGUGUCAAUGUUGACUUUUGUGGAGAGGUGGUUGCUAAGGUAGUGGAAACGGUUAACAUUUUCUAAUGUUACACCAUUAAGCUGUAUUUCUGGCAUUGGAGAGGGAUUGGCUGGUGACUGCUGGAAGAGCACUUUUCUCAAUGUUCAAUGAGAGGCCGAGCUUCUCAUAUGCUUCUGCAAAGGUGUUUAAGAGUGGCCUGUAGGUCUUCUUCUGAGUGCGCACAGACGACAUUGUCAUCAGCAUAUUGGAUUGUUGUGACCUUGGUUUUGGCUUUCAGUCUGCUGAGGUUAAAUAGCUUGCCAUCUGUCCAGUAGAUGAUUCCCACUCCGUACUGUACCAUUGACUUUUUGAGCUGCUGCAUCCCAUUGUUGGCUCAUGUUCAACUUGUUGUCCACUAAGACUCCAAUAUUUUUUUCACAUGUGACUUUGUUGUCGAGCCAGACAUCGCCCACUUUGUAUCUGUGCAUUUUGAUUUUUUUCUCUCUUAGUAUCUUACAUUUCUCGUACAGUGUUAUCUCGGUAGAGGAUCUUGGAUGAUCUGUGACUUGGAUGGAAUUCCACCCUUUCCUCCCCACCAUCCUAUAGAAAAUGCUUCCUCUGAAUUUUGAAUGUUGGGAGGAAGCCAAUGGCACAAACAGUCACUCUAGAAGAGGGAUUUCCCUCAGGGACACAGCAGGAGAACAGAUUAGAUGUCCCCUCCCAAGACUGGUUCUAUGUCCCAUUCAUGUUCAGAGUCCUGCUCAACUGAUCUCCUUUGCACUUUCAAAGACCUCCGCAGAUUAGAAGCAAAGAGUCAUUUAACACAGGCAUGGGGUUAAAAGAGCAUCCCUUUCCAUUUUCUUCAACUGUUUGCUCCCAAAUAUUUUGGUUUCCAGAGGAUUUUUAUGUAUGGAAAGAUCAUCGUAAGAGCUUAAAGAACACUUUUUUAAAUUGCAGGGGUUGUAAGGCUCUCUGUAGGAGCUCUUGAAGCUGUUUCAUGGCAAUGAUAGAAGACUUUAUAUGUUGAUGAUGAAGCAUCCCUUUCUGUCAUUGAUGUGUUUGCAGACUGGUACACGUGUGUGGUCUGAAUAAUGAUGGAGCAAGGAUUUUGGGGGAUGUGGUGCCACUGUGUACCAUUUCUAAUUGACUGUGGCCAUAUAAUUCAAUUUGAAACUGGAGUAGAACUGUCAAAUCAGGGGCAUUAAAGGAACCCCCGAUGGGUUAAACCCUUGUGCUGGCAGGACUACUGACUGAAAGGUUGGAGGUUUGAAUCUAGGGAACAGGGUGAGCUCCUGUCUGUCAGCUCCAGCUUCUCAUGCAGGGACAUGAGAAAAGCCUCCCACAGGAUGGUAGAACAUCUGGGCGCCCCCCGACAACGUCCUUGCAGACGGCCCAUUCUCUCACACCAUAAGCGACUUGCGCUCCUGAGACGAAAAAAGUGGCAUUAAUUAAGACUUUGGCAAUUCAUUCAAUACAUCUCUUCUUGUUGAGACUAGCAAUUGGAUUUAAGAUGGUGAAAACUAGUGCCUUUUUCGCAGUAAGGGUCACAGCCAUGUGGUUGGGCAGCUUGAUCCUAAAGGCAUCUGGAUGAAAGACCACCAGCAAAAUCUUCAGUGUUUUCAUUAAUUCUAAUCAGGCCCAAACCAUUGGUGUUGCUAGUAUGAUCAUAGCAUUUCGUCCCACACAAAGAGAUUUUCAAAGUUCGCUGUGGUUCUUAUUGGCUGCCUCUCCAAUUUUUGUGCUUUGAAACCAAACAAAGCAGCGACAACAAGGAAUCCCCCAGGCCUGGCAUCUCCAACAGUGACACGUUUCAUGAGUUAGAAGCUUUCCUGAUCCAGAUCCAGCUCCUGCUCUGCAGGAGUAUUGAUUGAUGUUCAGAGAACAAACCAUAGGAUUCCAAUCUUGCUUUGCUUUGGUUACUCAUUUGCUUCCAAUUUAACACGAUAAUAUUGGCCUUCAAAAACUCCUAAAUGGCUUCAGCAAGUUAAUUCAGACACAGCCUGCUCCAAAAUGGAACGGCCUGGCCUUGGGAAUUGGUGACAAGGGUUUUUUUUGGCUGCGAGAUCAGACAAGUGGGCAGGAAAGAACCACCUUGGAGGUGUUACCAGUCUUCCUUUUUAUUUUGUAGCAUGAUGAAUAGUAAAUGGGGAAUGUUGGAGGAACGUGAGCUUUUCAUUAGAGCAACCGCUGUUUUCCUGAUGUGUUCCCUGGGGUUUGAUCUCUGUUGCCUUUGGUUUUCCACCUGUUGUUGCUUGUUACUGCUUUUGACAGAGGCGUUAGUUUCUGUUUGGUUUUCUCAUUUCUGACAAGGCGUUUUAGCUGUUGCAUAGCAUGGACUAUACUGGCUGCAGAAUGAUAGGAGCUAGAGUUCACAAAGGUACCUCUUCUCCAUUCUCUGAUAAACUGGUACAAAUCUAUACCCGCCAAUGUGGGGCCCAUCUACACUGCCAUAUAAGGCAGUUUGAACUGCAUUAUAAUGGUCAUUGUAGACUCAUAUGAUGCAGACAGAACUACAUUGAACUGGAUUAUAUGAGUCUAAACUGCCAUAUAAUCCAGUUCAAUACAUUCUGAAACUGCAUUAAAUGGCAUUGUAGAUGGGGCAUUAGAAGCAAGACUCAACAAAUUCAGAGAUUUAGGCAGAGAUUUAGUGUGUAUUAUGGGAGUGGGGAACUUUCCCACUUAUCUUGGGCCCCAUCUACAGUGCCAUAUAAUGUAGAUAGAAACUGCAUUAUAUGGUCAGUGUAGACUCAUAUAAUGCAGUUCACUGAAGUUAAACUGCAUUAUAUGAGUCUACAAACUUUAGUAUUUCACAAUAUUGGCCCUCAUAUAAUUUGGCAGGAAUGAAUCAAUCUAUUUCUUGCUCACGCCACUUCCACAUAUCACUAAACAUAUUUUCUUUCCAAAUACUCAUUAGCAUUUUGACCCUUUCCUUUUUUCUGGAGCCGAGAGUUACACCAUAACAUUCCGAGAGGGGCAACAUCUGACAGACAAUGUAAUCCCAUUCAGAACGUUCCUCAGGCCAGCAGUAGUAGGAAAGCUUUAUUUCAGAGUCGAUUACAGUGCAAUUCCCUAUGCAUCAUUACAACUAUCACUUUCCCAGUGCUGGAGCUUAGAGGAUUUUUUAACACAAUGUGGUGUGGGAGCCAUCAUCAAGCAGUGGUUUGAGUGGUUGUAAUCCUGCUCUGCUGUGGAACCCUACUAAGUGACUAGGGCAAGCUAUCCUCAACACCGUUUGAAGGAAUUUAGCCAAGAAACCCCUAUAUUAGAGUUGAACCAAGGUCAUCAUAUGUCGGAAAUGACUUGAAGGCACACAACGACAGAACAAAUCCAUACGUAAGCAAAUGAAUGUCUGGGCAAAGGGUCUGCACAGAGAGAGGGGCAAGAAAGACAACAGCCAUUUCACUCACCCAUAUGCCACUUUUUUGCUUCAGUUGUGAAUCAAAGGAACUGAAUGGCAGGCUGCCUUCAUUAGCUUCCUAGGGAAGUAUGAAGAAAUAUCUGUCAGAUGGUAGUAGCACAUGGAAGGUAAAGACACAGCUGUAGUCGGCUAACUUUGCAUGCUGUCUACUAGUAAAGUGUACAUUCUUUAAUGCUCAAAACAUAGAAAAAAACAACAUUUCCCCCUCAAUGAGAUAGGAAGAGAAAAGGGAAAGUAGCAUCCGGGUUUUUUAAAUUACCUGAUCACACCUCCACCCUCUAUAAAACAUGUUAUUUGCAUGUGGGGUGGAGAGAGGAUUUCAAAAGCAUUUGUUGCUGACUUUAAUUAGCUGUCCUGCCAGUGAGAAAGAGGACAAAACCUGGACGUAUUGGGAAGGUGUAUAAUGAGGUUAAGACAAGUCCAUGCACAGACAAAUGCCAAACAAUUGCAUGUUAAAUCCAGACAUGAGACUCCUCUGGGAUGGGAAGAUAUAUUUCAUAUUAAUAGGCUUAUGGCAGUGCCAGGUUUUAUUCCUCUUCUUCGUUGAGGUUUGCAUUUCAAUGGCCUGAAUAGCCUAGAGACAGCCGUAAAUUAUUCAAAUCUUCCUGGAAAUCAGCAUCUGCAGAUUAGCAUAACCCGAAAAUUACUACAGCUGUACCUGGCUUUGGCCUAUUUCUGUCUAAUGUCCUGAUUUUAAAUGCAUUGUCUUGUGAGCUAAAAACAAAGAGUUCAGUACAUCUCGGCAACUGUUAUUCGGUCGGCGUGUCAGUUUGCAACCCAGAGAGUUCUCUUUGUUUUUUUUUUUUUAAAUUGCCACUGCAAUGGGGGAAUUGCAGUAGCAAGAAAAACGAUAAGUCCAGAGGGGCACAGACAAGAACAGGCAUCCAUGUCCCUUCUCCCAAGCCAGUUCUAGGUUGAAAGUUAAGGAAUUUUGUGGUUGCAAUCCGAUACCUUUCGUCAGACCCUACACUCUAGAUCACUCGUGAGCAAGAGGUUCAGGGCAUGCUGUGUGAUGGGAAAACAUAGUUUCUUAAAACAAUUGCAGACGGAUACGGAAAUAGGAUGGGUACCUUUCACCCCAUCUGAACAAGGCAAUUGGGCUUUGGUUUGGUUAAGCUUGUCCCAGCCAAGUUGUUCUGAAGAUUGGGAUGAUUUGAUUAACCUGGUACCAGUUUGUGCCAUUGAAAACUGACAAUAACAUGGGGAAUUUAGGAACGGAAGGAACAAGAAUGGAAGAGGAUCAAAUGAAUUGCUGCUCCUCUUUUCCUCAUUCUCCUCUUACUGGCCACUUUUCAGAUAGUGGCUGGAGGAAGGGGUAUCCAGCAAUGCAAACAUCCAUAUACAGUUCUCAUACAUACACAAUUGCCCUCUGGAUAGCUGACUUGACAUCGCUUUCCAAACUGAGUGUUGCGACACGGUGUGUCAGCUGCAGUGUGUAGGUGUGUCACGUGAACGUAACAAGAAACGACAACUAUCUUAGAAAUGUAUGUUAUCUAAAAAAAUAUAUAUUUUAAAAAUGAAAGAUUUACAUGAAAUGUGUUGUGUCCCCAUACAUUUCAUGAUAACAGUUUAUGUAUGUGUCCAUAUCUCUUCUAAGGAAUUGGUUUAACCUCCAGUUUGCCAGUAAAACUGAAUUACUGUGUCACAAAACGAUGCAUAUCUAAAAUAUGUCAAACGUUUGGAAAGCUUUGACAUAGAGACUUAAGGAAGCAGUCCAAUUCAAGCACAAACAAUUCCCUUUCCCAUUUCUGAACCCUGUACUCACAGGAGGUUGGAAUUAGGGUUGUGCAUUCAGGGUAAACCUUGAUCCGUUUCGUGUCCUGGGUUUCAGUGGGCACCUGAUCUGUUUUUUGGGAGCCUCCCAAAAUUGAGAGGGCAGAUAUCUGUUUUUGCUCUUUGGUGCCAAAAGAUCCAUUUUCUAUUGGCCCAUUUGGGGGGGGGGGGAGCUUCCCACCCAGGCCCCCUUCCCGGCAUGCGCUUUAAGGAGGCUUCUUCUUACCUGUUGCUGUUUCUACUCUAGAGGAGGCAGUCGGCUGUAGACACUGGCAGGUACGGGCACUUCUGGGCCUACACGCCACACACGCACUCUCUCUCCAAGGAGAAUGUGUGUAGUGUGCAGGAGCGCCCGCACCUGCCAGUGCCUGCAGCCGAGUGCCUCUUACUCUAGAGUAAGAGGUGCUUGGCUGCAGGCACUGGCGGGCGGAGGCAAUCAUAGACCCCCCUCCACACACACACACACGCACUCUCCUUUGAAAGAGUGUGUGUGUGUGGCGCACAGGCCCAGAGCACCUGCGCCGCUAGUGCCUGCAGCCAAGCGCCUCUUACUCUGUGAUGCCGAAAAGCAGGCCAGGAGUCGGGACCCAUCCUGUCUGUUUUUGUGUUUUGAACAGAUUUUCAUACCAGGAGGGGCGUUCCUGUUCUGUGCUCCCAAAGAAACAAAAGGCACGAAAGAAGCAAAGGAAAUGGGAGAAACUAAUUCUGCGCACAACUCUAAUUGGAAUAAGUGACUCCCUUCCAAGUCUAUUGUGUCGUGAAAUAGGUCUUAAAAUACUCUUGGAUUCUAGUUUGAUCAAUGAAAUGAAGUUGCUUCUUGGGUAAGGCAGAACACAGUGUGCCCAAAGUGUCAUGUCUAUUGCCCCUCUUUAUUCCGCCAUCUUUGCAAAGGAUCUUUUCUUGUGAUCGAAGGCAGAUUGAGAACGUAACAGAAGAUCCAUAGCAGGUAAUCGUGUUUUGUCAUAGCAUUCUUGGUUUCUUGUGCUUUUCCUUUGCCGUCCAAUUUUAACAUUAAGCUGUGAAUGCUUGUGCUGAAAUCUCAUGUUCGGAAUAGCAGUCAUUCUGCAUUAUAGAUCCAAGUUCCCUGCUGCCGACUACGAAGACUGUCAUUUCAUUUCAUCUCUGGCAAACUGCAGUUUUAUACCUUGAAUUAGUGGUAUGGCUUUUUAAAAAAGAUGUCGAGAUUUCUGGUGUUACAAUGAUUUUAUAUUUGCAACAAGCAAAAGGAGAAGAGGGGUUCAUUUUGGUUGAUGUUUAUUUUUUUAACUUAAAGCCUUAACAUUUUACUUCUUUGUCGGAAUUAGCAAUGGAGAGGGACGAUGUCAAGCGACACCACCUGCUAUAUUUCUGCUCAGGUUUAAUACCAGCAUGAACUCUUGCAGGCUUCAAAAACCUGUCAGCGAAGACAAAGAGAAGGGCUUUUGCGGUGAUAAGGGAGGGAAAUCAGAGCAUUCCUUCGGGAAGUAUAUUUUUUACAGGAAGGGCUGACAAAGGAUCAGCAAGAUUUCCAGAGGUUUCAAAGAGAUUCCCAAGGCCUUUAUUAUUUUGUAUAUAUAAAAAUAAAUUAAGUAAUCUUUCUUUCAGUAGAUAACCUCAAGUGUAAAACAAUAUAAAAACUAUGCAGAUGUAUGCUUUAAUGUCGAAAACUCAAUAUGCAGCAAAGUUGGCUUGCUGAGAAAGCAAACCCAAUGUCAUGUAUAUAUUUGCCCAGGUUUAAUGUAUUCUUGGGUCUGUAUGGGAGCUUCUCUACGUGAGGACCACAUGCCUUUAGGGUGAACCUAAGGGUGGCUGCUACAGUAUUUGGAUGGGUCAACACCUGAACCUAAAGAUAGAGACCGAACGGGUUGAAAGAUCAGAGGCAAUGUUGCUAUCAAGUGCACGGUUUGAGGACCUUGUCGUGGAGGUAUCUUUAACAGUCUGUAGUUCACCUGUUCCACUAUCUUGAAUUUUUGGAAUGUAUUUGUGCAGGCUUUGUGGAGCUCCAUCUGUAAUUCUCAUUUCUGUGGCUCUCAAUACAUAUGUAUAUAUUUUUCA